Molecule: messenger RNA, 1197 nt
Organism: Penicillium chermesinum
Lineage: Eukaryota; Fungi; Ascomycota; Eurotiomycetes; Eurotiales; Aspergillaceae
Product: snoRNA-binding rRNA-processing protein UTP6
Exons: 2
Coding region: 1-1197 (398 amino acids)
Biological process (GO): maturation of SSU-rRNA from tricistronic rRNA transcript (SSU-rRNA, 5.8S rRNA, LSU-rRNA)
Cellular component (GO): Pwp2p-containing subcomplex of 90S preribosome; small-subunit processome
Molecular function (GO): protein binding; snoRNA binding
Source: RefSeq, a predicted model, not a curated record
AUGUCGGCUGCCACAGAUAAGGCUCGAUUUUUCCUCGAGAAGUCUGUGCCUGAAUUAAAAGAUUUUGAGCGGAAGAAGAUCUUCAGCAAGGAUGAGAUUACAUCGAUUAUUAAGAAACGAUCCGAUUUCGAACACAAAUUGAAUGCGCGCGGCGCACAACCGGCCGACUUCGUGCGCUAUGUGGAAUAUGAGUUGAACCUCGAGAGCCUGCGAAAGAAGCGAGUGAAGCGGCUGGGAAUUCGCAAUGCGGGUUACAACGGGCAGCGUCGCAUUUUCUUCAUCCUGGACCGAGCUACUCGAAAAUUCCACGGUGACCUGAACCUCUGGAUCCAAUACAUCGACUACGCGCGGAAACAGAAGGCACACAAGAAACUUUCCUUGAUUCUGGCCGAUGCUCUACGUUUACACCCGACCAGCGCGGAGCUAUGGAUUUAUGCUGCAAAAUACGUUCUGGAUGACCAUGCGGAUAUGUCCCAAGCUCGGAGCUACAUGCAACGAGGCCUCCGGUUCUGCAAGAACACUCGGGCACUGUGGGUGCAGUACGCGAAGCUGGAGUUGAUUUACAUUGCCAAGCUCGUGGCUCGCCAGCGGAUAUUGGGCUUGGACGAAGCCAGCGAACGGCCCAAAAUUGCGGGACCUAGCUUGGACGACAACAACGCUGACAUGAUUGCCCUUCCUGAGGUCACCGAGGAGGACAUCAAUCCAACUGCCGAGGGAGAGGAGGGUGACGAAAAGGCUCUGGAGACGCUGAACGCGACCCCGGCUCUCAGCGGAGCCAUUCCUCUUGCGAUUUUCGAUUCUGCCAUGAGAAAUUUUAGCAAUGACGACCGGCUGGCCCGCGAGUUUUAUGACAUGGUGUCUGAAUUCGAGCAUAUCCCCUGUCUACGCCGGAUCCUGAACCAUGUGGUGGAGACAAUGCAGGUCCACCACGCCUCUAGCCCCCGGACACACAUCUGUUACAUCAAAACGCCCACUGUGGGAAUUCGUCCCACCUCUCCGGAGUUCCCGCGGGCGUUGGGCAGCUCCCUGAACCGCCUGAAGGAUUCGCAACCGUUGAGCCCCAGCCUCGCCCAGGAAAUUGUGAGCUGGCUUCAGCCGAUUGCCGAUACAGAGGACUUGGACCCCUCAUUGAAGAAGGUCAUAUUGUCAACGGUGCGGAGCGCGGAGCGAGCCGUCGGGCAGGAACCAAAAGCAUGA